This is a messenger RNA of Lactuca virosa, 648 nucleotides long. The record is from the annotation of a GenBank genome assembly. NCBI's taxonomy places the organism in Eukaryota, Viridiplantae, Streptophyta, Magnoliopsida, Asterales, Asteraceae.
AUGCUCAAAGAUCUUUCUCAUAAAGAACAUUUGGGAAUCAGAGAGGGAAAAAUGGCAGAGGACCCACUUGACUGGAAUGACUACAAGUCCAUGAAAUUCAUUCGUGCGGUGAUAUUUGAGACCUCCAGAUUCGCAACCACCAAAGAAAUGGAACUCAAUGGAAUAAAGGCUUCAUUCACGUUGCCAAAAUGGCUUGCUAAAGUCAAAAUGACAAGACUACCCUUACCCACCUUUUAUAGAUUGAUGAUAGAAAUCUCAAAUAGGGAGAAGUUGAAGUCAGAGAAUUCAGAAAGAAUCAGCAGUGAUUCUUCAUUUUGGAUGAAAUGGUUUUUUAUGGGGAUGGGGUUGACUUUAGGUUUUAAUCCGAUUCCAACCGCCGCAACCUUCAACGUCUUCCUUCUGUGCUCGACGUAUAUACGAUUCCCUGGUUGGAAGGGCAGACACCGAUGCACCACUGGAGAGGGCAAGUUAUUUUUCCUUUUAAGUGACUUGCUACAUUUGCGUCGGUUGAGAAGAAGACUAUCAGAGGUGAAACGAGAAGAUAGGAGGAAACUAAUGGGUGAAAUCAAUCAAUUUAUUAGGUCCCAUUUUCAACCGGAAUCCAAUUUUUUCUUAUUCAGCUGUUUUAUUAGUUUUACUAAGUUUUGA